Molecule: messenger RNA, 2566 nt
Organism: Dunckerocampus dactyliophorus (ringed pipefish)
Lineage: Eukaryota; Metazoa; Chordata; Actinopteri; Syngnathiformes; Syngnathidae
Gene: lrit1b
Product: leucine-rich repeat, immunoglobulin-like and transmembrane domains 1b
Exons: 4
Coding region: 131-2083 (650 amino acids)
Cellular component (GO): endoplasmic reticulum membrane
Molecular function (GO): protein binding
Source: RefSeq, a predicted model, not a curated record
UCUGAGGAUUCACUGCAGGCGGAGCAGAAUGGAGCCGAGAGCCCGCCUGGCACCAGCAUGCAUCUCACGUACCCUUAAUUAAACAAUCACAAUUUUUUUAGUAGUUAAGUAGAAGUAGUAGCAAUUUAAAAUGAGUCGACAUUUUUCUUGUGCUCUUUGCGUGGCUUUGGUUUUUCUCCCACUCAUGAGCACUUCGUGUCCUGCAAAGUGUAGCUGCUUCUUUCACAAACUGAGCGAUGGAUCCAAAGCAAGAAGUGUACUUUGCAACGAUCCCGAGAUCAGCGUUGUUCCUACAAACUUCCCCACCGACACAUCCAAGCUACGCAUCGAGAAGACAGCCAUCACAAGGAUUUCUAGUGACAACUUCCGCUACCUUGACAGCAUGGAGUUCUUGUGGAUGUCUUUCAACUCCCUGAGUUCGCUCAGCAUGGAGAGUUUCCGGGGUCUUACAAACCUGGAUGAGCUGAGGCUGGACGGGAACUCCCUCACCUCAUUCCCGUGGGAGUCUCUGAGGGACAUGCCCAACCUGAAGCUGCUCGACCUGCACAACAACAAGAUCUCCAGCAUCCCCGCGGAGGCCAUUAUGUACAUUAAGAACAUCACCUACUUGGAUUUGUCUAGUAACAGUCUCACUACUGUCCCUGUGGACGUCCUCUCGCUGUGGCUGAACGUGAAACCGUCUCAGGAAGCAGACUCCUCCAAGUUCAUUCUUGGUCUCCAUGACAACCCGUGGUUGUGCGACUGCCGGCUUUAUGAUCUGAUCCAGUUUCAGAAGUCUCCGAGGUCAUCUGUGGCUCUAAUAGACCCCAGGCUGCGGUGUGCAGACCCUGAGAGUCUAUCUGGAGUUUUCUUCACUGAAGCAGCGCUGCAGAGGUGCCAGGGCCCACGGGUGCACACAGCCGUUGCACGUGUCCGUAGCUCGUUGGGCAACAACGUGCUCCUUCGCUGUGGCACAGUCGGCGUCCCCAUCCCCGAGUUGGCCUGGAGCCGUGCCGACGGCAAGAAAAUCAACGGCACGAUUCAGCAAGAGAUCUCAAAGGAGGGAAUCAUUUGGUCCAUUCUGAGCGUCCCUGCAGUCUCCUACCGGGAUUCGGGAAAGUAUGUGUGUAAAGCAGCUAACUUUGUUGGAACAGCGGACGCAAUCAUCUCCCUGGUGAUCACAGACUCAUUUCGUUCUGAAGAAGCAGGAGGUGGAGGAGGUCCAGUUGCUAAGAAACCCAGAGGAAAGAAAGCUGGCAGUAUUGGGAGGGCCGCAUAUCAAGAGAAACUGAUCGCCAGGUAUGUCCCUCCCCCAACGUCUUCGGCAGGCAAACCCAUCAUUGAACGCCUCAAUGGCAAAGGAGUUACUGGGAAGUACGAUGUUGAGAGCUACAGCGUGUCGGAUGGCUCUCGAGUUCGAGGCAGAGCAUCGGACUCUCAGAAGAUGGAGAAGAGCUCUCUGGGUAACAUGGUGGCCAAUGCCUCGUCCUUACAAGCUCCAGAGAGAAGGAUUGUGCGUUCGGUGAAGGUGAUCGGCGAUACCGACCACACUGUUUCGUUGAAUUGGAGAGCCCCAACAGCCACAAACACCACCGAGUUCAGCGUUCUGUACGCCGUGUUUGGCGAGCGGGACAUGCGGCGGAUCAAUGUAGGUGCUGGCAAAAACCGUAUCACCAUCGACGGCCUGGUGCCAAAAACGAAAUACAUUGCUUGCGUUUGCGUCAAAGGCCUGAUCCCAAAAAAGGAGCAGUGUGUAAUCUUCUCAACGGAUGAGGCAGCCAGCGCAAGCGGCACCCAGAAGCUCAUCAAUGUGGUGGUCAUAACAGUGGCCUGUGUGAUUGCUGUGCCCCUCACUCUGAUUGUGUGUUGUGGCGCCAUAAAGAAGCGCUGCCAAAAACUCUUGGGCAGGCAAUCCAAGGAAAUACAGGAUUCCUAUGUCACCUUUGAGACUCUGGGACCCGGGGCUAAAGCUAAAGGGAUGGAAGGUGAGUAUCUGACCCGGCUAAACCCUGAUGAGUCCAAUCGACUGCUCUCUGCCAGGUCUAGUGUUGACUCGGAGGCCAUUGCUAGGACUGAGGGGCCACCAAACGAGUACUUCUGCUAGAACUCAACCCCCCCCCCCAAAAAAAGAACCCAACGUUUGCCUCAACCUUCUAGAGGAUGCACUUUGAGACUGGAGUAGUGAAGACAGAUCCCUCUUUGAGGAUGGAUGAAAUACAGUAACUUUACAGAAAUACUGUGAAAGCAUAAUUAUAUAUUGGUCAUCAAAAAAGGGAAGUUGUACACAGUGAAAGGGUUAUUUACAUGUGGUAUUCAUGUGUACAAAUUGCACUUUUCAACUAUAACAACCCAUAAAUUAUCCAGCAUAUAACCUCCACACUGUGUAAAACCCUUUACAUGAAGAUAUCGUAUUUAGAAAGACCAAGCGACUGUUAUUCUAUCUUUUAUGUCGUUAUGAUGUGCCAGGUUUACCGUCCACUCAACUUACAACUCACACUUUUUAUAUGUAAAUAUGUUGUCAACUGAGGCAUCUCUAUACUGUAUGUGUGCAUGCAUUGUAAAUAAAUGUUGUUUUUUUUUUACUUGA